Rhipicephalus microplus (southern cattle tick) is the source of this 495-nucleotide messenger RNA. RefSeq names its product RYamide receptor. The record is from RefSeq and is a predicted model, not a curated record. Gene Ontology annotation, cellular component: plasma membrane. Gene Ontology annotation, biological process: G protein-coupled receptor signaling pathway. Gene Ontology annotation, molecular function: neuropeptide Y receptor activity. NCBI's taxonomy places the organism in Eukaryota, Metazoa, Arthropoda, Arachnida, Ixodida, Ixodidae.
AUGCCGCUGCUCCUGGUUUCAGAAGUUCCAACCACUAGCGUCAACGUUUCGGUGGCUAUGGGUCACGUAGGCACGGAGCCCACGGUUCCCACAGGGUCCUGGGCGCCGUUUCAGGAAAAUGCGACACUGGCCGUGUUGCGGGCGAAUCUUACGGCUGACGAUUAUCCCCCCAUGAACGCCCUGGGCUUCGAGCUGCAGGCGUUCCUGAUCGCGCUUUACAGCUUGACCGCGCUGUUGGCGCUGGGCGGCAACGUGAUGGUGAUCGUGGUUCUCCUGCUGGGCCGUCGAUCGUCGCGCGAACUCAGACUGUUCCUGGUGAACCUGGCACUGUCGGACAUCGCCAUGGCCGUGUUUUCCAUUCCGUUCACCUACACCGACUUCAUGCUGGGUCGCUGGAUCUUCGAGCCCUUCUUCUGCCCCGUCGUGCUCUUCAUGCAGCACGUCUCGGUCAUUGUGUCCGUCUACACGCUCACCGCCAUCGGGGUUGACCGGUGA